CUUCAAUAACAAAUGUUGGUUUGGUUCAAAAUAAUCCAUAGUUAUGUUCAAAUAUCCUCUGUUUUGUUCAUGCGUUCAAGACACUAUCCGAAAGGGUAAAGAAGGGUGACGCGCCCGACGCGUUUCGUGACAAAAAAAUUCUAAAUAUUCCAUUAAUUAUUGGUUGCAUAAUUAAUUAUUGUCAUCAACUAUACCAAUCAAAAUACAUUUUUACUGAUAAAAAGUAUAUAUGAUUAGAUACAUGGGGAAUGUUCUGCAGGUCAAUAAUCAAGAAAGAGAAGAGGCAAGAAUAUUUAGAAUUUGACCUGAAAAAUAUAUUUUCUGUAAAUACAACACAAAAUCAUUUAUGGAUUUAAGCAAAACUUCCUCGGCAUGUAGAUAACCAAGCAUUAGCACAUUGAAUAACAGCUUUCUAAGUUAUUCCUAAUGGUAUAAAUAGUGUUACUUUGUUACCUGGUCCCUCCUACAUAGAAUGUUCAACAAUUGUUCUUUAUCUUACUCUUAAAUCUUUUAUGUUGUUGUAGAUUUCUUAAAAGUCUUUUGAAAUAUUAGCUGGAUCAAAAUAGGACAAACCUAAAUGCCAUGCUCCUUCUUAUCUGUUUAUGCAUUGGUGUAAGCCAAUGUAAAUUACCUAAAUGACUUUUGACCAAAACAAUAUCUCUAUCAUGUAAUGUAUAAUAUAUUCUAUUUUUCUAUGUGCAAGAUGAAAAAUACAUGUAUUUCGACACAAACAAAUAGUACUUUUAGUUUUAAAAAACUUUACAGAAGUGACAGACAACAAAUAUCCAUGGGAAACAGCCGCGGGGUGGGGGGGGGGGGAUCCCACAUAGGACAGAAUGCAGCCCUCCGCUCACGCAGUUAUAAAUAACAUUGCUUCUUUGUGUGGUGGUGCGCUUGGUGCUCUGAUUGACCGACUUGUACAGUAGUCCCGGACCCUUUUGCCCCUCAAGAGGUUGUGAUUGGUCAAGGGCUAGCCUGUCUGAGCGCAGACCAGAUCCGAUGAGCAACAAGAACGACGACAGCUGAAAUCAACAGAGUAGAAAGACUGCGGUCCCACACAGACUUGCACAGUUCAGUCAUUCCUUUGAAGGGUGCCUUCGGACAAAACCGUUUGCUGUUCCCGCUCAGCGUCGAAAUACUUAGAGAACUCAGUGGUCCAAUCCACUCUCUCAUACUGUCUCAGUGGCUGCUUGAUAGGGAGGGUGUGAUGAUGACUGGCUGGCCCCUCCUUGCUGCAGGGCUGUACUCAGUGCUGUCCCAGGUGGUUCUGGUCCGAGGCUGUCCGGACUCCUGUAAGGAAUGCUCAGGGCCUCAGAAUGACCUGUGUCUGGAGUGCAGAACAGGCUGGACCCUCCAUGACAACACAUGUGUAGACAUAGAUGAGUGUGGCACAGAGCUGGGCCAGUGUCCCCCCAACACUUACUGCUUCAAUACAGAAGGCAACUAUCAGUGCAAAGGCUGUGACCAGGCCUGUGUAGGCUGUAUGGGUGCUGGGCCAGCUCGCUGCAGGAAGUGUGCUGCUGGCUACAGACUAACCGGAGCCAAGUGUUUAGAUAUAGAUGAAUGCAGUGAGCGGGUUCUGGCGUGUUCAGGGCUGGAUGAGAUCUGUACCAAUUUGGAUGGUUCUUUCCAUUGUGACUGUGCUGAAGGCUUCACACGCAAAAACAACGUCUGUGUGCAGAAAAAGCUACCCAGAGGUGUGGGUGAGAAGGGUCUGUUUGAGGACGUCCAGGAUGAAGAGGUGGAGGUUCUCCAGCAGAUGUUCUUUGGGGUGCUGCUCUGUGCUUUGGCCACCCUGGCUGCUAAAGGAGACAUGGUCUUCACCUCCAUCUUCAUGGGUGGAGUGGCGGCCAUGGCUGGAUACUGGCUCAUAGACAGGGGAGACCGAGUACUGGACAGCUUUCUGAAGGGACGCUAGAGCUACACUGCUAUUAAGGACUUAUUACCAUAACCUGUUGGUGGGUAUAUGCAUAUAGGAAAUGUUUAAUUGACAUUAACACCAAUCAGACUCUAGCCUGGGUGCCAGUUUGUUUAUGCUCUCUUGCCAACUCCUCAUGAAAUUGUGUAAACAUGGCAAUUGCUUAAGGAGUUGGCAAGAGAGUAGAAACCGACUGGCACCCAGGCUAAACAGACUAUUACAUAUAAUUUGUAAAUAAAUAAAGAUCCCUGAGACAAACUGUCAUUUUACAAGCUUAAAUAAUAAACAUUGCUGUGGGCACCUUGUCUUUAACACUAUCAUGCUCUCAAUUUCAACAAAGAUUAUAGAUUGGACGCUUGGUCUCAUAAAACGGUGUUAAACAAAACAUUUAAAAUAAAAUGUGUCUCUGUGUGUAUGUGCGUGUGUGUAUAUACACUGAGUGUUCAAAACGUUAUGAACACCUGCUCUUUCCAUGACAUCGACUGGUGAAAGCUGUGAUCCCUUAUUGAUGCCUCUUGUUAAAUCCACUUCAAGCAUUGUAGAUGAAGGGGAGGAGACAGGUUAAAGAAGGAUUUUUAAGCCUUGAGACAAUUGAGACAUCAAUUGUGUGUUUGCCACUCAGAGGGUGAAUGGGAAAGACAAAAUAUUUAAUUGCCUUUGAACGGGGUAUGGUAGUACGUGCCAGGUGCACCGGUUUGUGUCAAGAACUCCAACGCUGCUGGGUUUUUCAUGCUCAACAGUUUCCCAUGUGUAUCAAGAAUGGUCCACCACCCCAAAGGACAUCCAUCCAACUUGACACAACUGUGGGAAACCUUGGAGUCAGCAUCCCUGUGGAACACUUUCAACACCUUGUAGAGUCUAUGCCCCUAAUGCUAGUUAGUAACUUACUUCAAACUGGGGGGAGGGGUAUUCUUAAUGUUUUGUACAGUCAAUGUAUGUAUGUACACUAUGCAUAGUAAGUUAUCAAUUUCAAAAGAAAAAUGACAGUCUCAAAGAUGCAUUAAAUGUUAAAAUACAA
Salmo salar (Atlantic salmon) is the source of this 2936-nucleotide messenger RNA. Lineage: Eukaryota; Metazoa; Chordata; Actinopteri; Salmoniformes; Salmonidae. The record is from RefSeq and is a predicted model, not a curated record.